GUCCCGACCAUCCCACCACCUCCCGGCCUCCUCGGACUCAAUCAUCCGCCCCAUCCACUCCUCCUCCUCCUCCCUCACUUACACACCAUGCUGGCCAGUCGGUGUUUCGCGGCGCCGGCUGCGCUUAGGAGCCUCCCGCGAUGCCAACAACACUCCCAGCAGCUCUUCUGGAGACAAGCGGCGGCGCAGAGAAUAUGGAGGUCGUAUGCCACUACCUCCGAAAAGGACAAGGUGGCCAAAUUCAAGGGAACCAAAGGGAGCGAUGGCAACUACACCGUCACAUUAAUAGAAGGUGAUGGCAUUGGGCCCGAGAUUGCCCAGUCCGUCAAAAACAUCUUUUCCGCUGCCAAAGUGCCCAUCAAGUGGGAAUCUGUCGACGUGACGCCCAUCUUCAAGGACGGCAAACAGGUUAUCCCCGACGAAGCCAUCGACUCGGUCACUCGCAACUACGUCGCCCUCAAGGGCCCUCUCGCUACUCCUGUUGGCAAGGGCCACGUCUCCCUCAACCUCACCCUUCGACGCACUUUCAACCUCUUCGCCAACGUGCGGCCGUGCAAGAGCAUUGCGGGCUACAAGACGCCCUAUGACAACGUCGACACCGUCUUGAUCCGCGAGAACACCGAGGGCGAAUAUUCUGGCAUCGAGCAUGUGGUGGUGGAUGGCGUGGUGCAAAGCAUCAAGUUGAUCACCCGUGAGGCAUGCGAACGGGUGCUGCGCUUCGCCUUCCAAUACGCGCAGGACGUGGGCAAGCCAAAGGUACGCGCGGUGCACAAGGCGACAAUCAUGAAGAUGUCCGACGGCCUGUUCCUCAGCAUCGCCAAGGAGGUCUCCAAAGAAUUCCCUGAUGUCGAGUUCGAUGCGGAACUGCUGGACAACACCUGUUUGAAGAUCGUCACCGACCCCGCGCCGUACAACGACAAGGUGCUAGUCAUGCCGAAUUUGUACGGAGACAUUCUCUCGGACAUGUGCGCCGGUCUGAUCGGAGGCUUGGGUCUUACACCCUCCGGCAACAUUGGCGACGAGUGCUCCAUCUUCGAGGCCGUGCAUGGCUCCGCACCCGACAUUGCCGGCAAGGCUCUGGCAAACCCAACAGCCCUCCUGCUCUCGAGUAUCAUGAUGUUGCAACAUAUGGGGCUCAUGGAGCACGCAGACAGAAUCCAGAAUGCCAUCUUCAAGACCUUGGCCGAGGGCAAGACCAUCACGGGCGACCUGGGCGGCAAGGCGAAGACACACGAGUACGCAGAUGCGGUGAUCAAGAACCUUGCGUAAUUGUCCCGUAGCUGGUCAGAUAGCAUUCCUGUUGUUAAAUGGUUUGGGGUUGUGGAACUCAUGCAAAUGAGGGAGUUCUUGUGAGAGGGGCGGGUUGUCCAAACAGCCAAUCUAUUGCAUUCAAUCUCACGCUGUACUCUUCUAAACAACACUUGCGCGCUCACCACCUAAUGUAAAUGUCAGCGGCCGGCUUUAACGUCAACUUUGGGGCCAUCUAACAGCGUGGUUAAUGCCCGGGGAUGCAUUAGUCACCCCA
Neohortaea acidophila is the source of this 1525-nucleotide messenger RNA. RefSeq lists its product as uncharacterized. Gene Ontology annotation, biological process: isocitrate metabolic process; tricarboxylic acid cycle. The coding region runs from base 88 to 1269 and encodes 393 amino acids. Gene Ontology annotation, cellular component: mitochondrion. The record is from RefSeq and is a predicted model, not a curated record. The transcript has 5 exons. NCBI's taxonomy places the organism in Eukaryota, Fungi, Ascomycota, Dothideomycetes, Mycosphaerellales, Teratosphaeriaceae. Gene Ontology annotation, molecular function: NAD binding; magnesium ion binding; isocitrate dehydrogenase (NAD+) activity.